AUGACUAGGGAUACUAUUCUCUGCGGUGAUUUCAAUGCUCGGUUGGGUCCUCUGACUGGUGAUGUUAUCUCCAAUGCUCGUGGUAAUGCUCUCAAACCUUGGUUUGACGAACAUUGCUUAUCUGUGCUUAAUGCGUCUUUGGCUUUUGGUGUUAAGACUUACUCUUCUUUUCGGCAGCAGCAAGAAUUGAGUAGUAUUAUCGAUCUGUUUCUGACAAAUAUUGGUGAUGUUGCUUUGGUGAACCCUCAACUGGUGGUUGAGUCUGAUCUGUCUCUUGGUUCUGACCAUCGAUUGAUGUCACUUACUUUCGAGUAUGUGCCACCUCUUGAUGACACUGUGGCUCCUGGUGAUUCUGUUCUGGCUCCUAGGCGGCAAUGGAAGCUCUCGAAAUUGACGAAAGAGAGGCCUUUGGGCCUACUCCGUGAAUCCUUUCGAUCUUCUGUUGCUCCUCUGGUUGUUACUCUCUCUGGUUUGGUGUCUGCUCCUCCUGGUACUCGUCCCGACAUUGAUGCACUCAACGGUUCUUUGAACCAAUGUUUGUAUGAAUGUUUGGAUAGCUCAAUAGGUGUGAAGUCUGGCCGUCCUGGCCAUUGGAAGAAAUACUGGACGCAAGAGAUCCAAGACGCGGCUACUGAACGGGAUCGUCUCUACAGUCGAUGGCGGUAUGCCCUUGGGUAUACUAAGAUUGAUUGUUGGGUCUUAUACAAGCAAGCUCAUCGCCGUUUUCGCUCUUUGGUACAGUCUGCUAAGCGCAAGUCCUGGCAUAAGUUCUGUGGUGCUCUGGAAAGAGACUUCUCAAAAGCUACUGCUGCUAUAAAACGCAUCAAGCGCAAUAAAGAGUCUUCACCUACGUACAGUCACCCAGAUGGUCCUGCUGCUUCUGUUGCUACUAUGGGCUCUCAUUUGGCUACGGUCUACGAAGGUGCUCUGUUAAAUACUGCUUCUCGUCCUGCUCCUGUCACUCCUAUGGUCUCUGACUUGCCUUUCUGUCUCCCUGCGGACAUGUCUUUGUUUGAUACUGAUACCUUGGUACUGUGUAUUAAACGUCUGCCGACGCAUAAAGCUCCUGGUCCUGACCACAUCAAGGCUGAGAUGUUAAAAGCUCUGACCUCAGAAAUUGCCCCAGUGCUCUCUCUGCUGUUUCACCUCUGCUAUCAAUGGUCUUAUACUCCUGGUUUAUGGCGCCAAGCUCAGGUGUUUCCGAUUUGCAAGAAGGGUGAUGCUUCCGAUCCUGGUAAUUAUCGACCAAUUUCGCUCACUUCGGUGGUGCGUAAGUUGUUUGAGUUCUGUCUCCUGCCGGCUCUGGAUGAACACUCCCCUGCUCUGGAUAUUGCUCAAGGUGGCUUCCGUCCUCAACGUAGUCCUCUGGAUCAAGCCCUCUGCUUGCAUGAUUUGUUGCAUGUUUACUUUCUGACUCACCGUCGCUAUCCUGUGGUGGCUUUCUUGGAUAUCAAGUCAGCUUAUGAUACUGUCGAUCGUAGGGUUAUAUGGCAAGCCCUGUCUGGUUCUACACUUCCUCGUCCUGUUCUGGGUCUUUUGAUGAACAUGUUUGACGAUGUCUCAGUCUCAGUCCUGAUUGCUAAUCAUAUCUCUGCUGCUUUCUCUCCUGUUACUGGUAUACUUCAAGGCUCAGUACUCAGUCCUCAUUUGUAUUCGUUGUAUAUCAACUCCUUACCGAAUCUUUUGCGUUCUGUUGAUACUGGUGCUAGUUGUGGAAUUUGA
Molecule: messenger RNA, 1722 nt
Organism: Mucor velutinosus
Lineage: Eukaryota; Fungi; Mucoromycota; Mucoromycetes; Mucorales; Mucoraceae
Product: Biogenesis of lysosome-related organelles complex 1 subunit 5
Exons: 1
Coding region: 1-1722 (573 amino acids)
Molecular function (GO): catalytic activity
Source: RefSeq, a predicted model, not a curated record